AUCGGGUUUCGAACCUGAAGCCCUCCGGUUCCGAAUCCUUACCACCAGGCCUCCGCAGCCCUAGUUUUAGAUAAAAUCACAGCUUACUGCAGUGAUGGGGAAGAAUACCAAAUGUGUGGAGCAUGUGAGAGAACCUGUGAACAACCAUUGAGCAAAGAACCAUGUACGACUCCAUGCGCUCCAGGUUGUUUCUGUAAAGCAGGAUUUGUUAGAAAUCGACAGCAAAGAUGUAUCCCGCCAACAGAAUGCAACACAAAUUCAACUUCCUGUGGCGAAAACGAAGAAUAUCUAGACUGUGGCUCCUCAUGCCCAUUGACGUGUUCUAAUUACCAAGAUUCCCUUUUUUGUGCCAAGAAAUGCACAAAGGGAUGUUUCUGCAAGCCAGGGUAUGUGUUGGGACCGCAUAAAAAGUGCAUUUUGCCUCAGAACUGUCCCAUAGGCCCUUGCCGAGAAAACGAAGUCGCCACCGACUGCGUGAGUCCUUGCAACAGUUGUGCACAGCGUGGAAAAUGUACCUUCGAGUUUUGUGCUCGAGGAUGUGACUGCAAACACGGAUUCCACAGAAACUCUACAGGCCAUUGUGUGGAAGCAAAAAACUGUGAUGUUCCAGAAUCUUUGUGCCCAAAACAUGAACACUUUGUCCCGUGCAUCAAUCAAUGUAAUGAUUGCUGGAGUCGAGGAGAUUGUGAACAGCCAUUUUGUGAGCCUGGCUGUGACUGCAGCCCAGGAUUUUUCCGAGAUGAUAAUGGGGACUGCAUACCUGAAAGUCAAUGCAUUGCUGAAGAAAUUACUUGCGGGGUGAACGAAGAGUAUACAGAUUGUGUAUCUCCAUGCAAUGAUUGCAUCAAACAAGGGCAAUGUCAAUACAACUGCGAAUAUGGAUGCGAUUGCAAGAAAGGGUAUUUCAGAGACUCUAGAGGAGUUUGUAUACCUGCAGAACAAUGUGAAACGUCCGUUGACUCUAGGAACUGCAGAUCCUGUAGGGAGAAAUGUCCUGUAAAUCAACAAUAUUAUAUUUGUAUACCAACCUGUAAAACGACCUGUGAAAAUUACAACGACUCUAGAGUACGCUGCGGAGCUGACUGUCGCUCGGGGUGCUUUUGCAAACUAGGUCUCGUGCGAAGAGGAGAUGGUGCUUGCAUCCUUCCAUCUGAAUGCCCUCAAACUUGCGGAAUGAACGAAGAAUACAGUGUUUGUGGGCCAGCAUGUCCUGAAACUUGUAAGAACUUUGGUAAAUCAAUUAUGUGCACUCAUCAGUGUGUUAAAGGAUGCUUUUGCAAAAGAGGCUUUAUUAGAGGACCUCAGGGAACAUGUAUUCAGCCUCAACUAUGUCCUGUAGAAUGUGGCGAAAAUGAAGAGUACCUUCAGUGCGGUCCAGCAUGCCCACUUUCUUGUGAAACUCAAGUCCGAACAUCUGUUUGCAGUCAUGAUUGCGUAAGGGGAUGUUUCUGUAAGCCUGGAUUCGUCAGAGACCCAGCUGGAAAGUGCAUAAACCCUGCUUUUUGUCCAGUGGUUUGUGGUUUAAAUGAAGAAUUUCAAAAAUGUGGCACUGCUUGUCCCGUCUCCUGUGCUAACCUCACAGCAUCGCAAACACUUCCUUGUCCUGGACACUGUGUACCAGGAUGCUUCUGCAAACCUGGUUUCAUCAGAGGGCCUGAUGGGUCUUGUAUUCCACCUACUUCUUGUCCUGCAGUUUGUAAAGAAAAUGAAGUAUUUCAAGAAUGUGGAACGCCUUGUCCAGCGACAUGCCACAAUCAUACCAACCCUAGACCUUGUCCAAAUAUCUGUGUAAGAGGUUGUGCAUGUAGGCCAGGAUAUGUUAAAGGGCCAGAUGGGAGAUGUAUACUACCCCAACAAUGUCCUGUAGUAUGUAAAGAGAAGGAAGAAUACAUGGAAUGUGGUCCACCAUGUCCAUCCACAUGUGACGAUAUUGGUAAAACUCCUUGCUCUCUUCCUUGCACCAAAGGCUGCUUUUGUAGACCAGGCCUUGUCCGUGGCCCGGGUGGGAAAUGCAUUCCACCAGCAUUGUGUCCUGUGGUUUGUGGUCCAAAUCAAGAGUUCCUUGAAUGUGGUCCUGAGUGUCCUCUGAGUUGUACAAACUAUACUCUUCCAGUUUCUCAUGCCAAUGUAAACGAGUGUCAUCGAGGGUGCUUUUGUAAAAUUGGGUUCGUCAUAGGUCCUGAUGGUUCCUGUAUACCUCCAACUUCGUGUCCCGCAGUAUGUGGAGAAAAUGAAGUAUUCAAAGAAUGUGGUACCGCUUGUCCCGUCACUUGUGAAAAUCGAUUAAUACCACAACAAUGUACAAAACAAUGUGUAAGAGGUUGUUUCUGCGCUCCGGGUUUCAUCAGGGGUCCUUUUGGGAAGUGCAUAUUGCCUCAACAAUGUCCUUUAAUUUGUGGUGAAAAUGAAGAAUUCAAAGAAUGUGGAACUGCGUGCCCCCCAACUUGUGCAAACAAAACAAUUCAGGGUUUGUGUCCAAAUACUUGUGUCAGAGGCUGCUUCUGUAGAAAACAUUUCGUAAGAGAUCAAUCUGGAAGGUGUGUACUACCUCAAUUAUGUCCAAUAGAAUGUGGACAAAAUGAAGAAUUUAAAGAAUGCGGAACUGCAUGUCCUCUUACAUGUACAAAUCACACAAGCCAGGGAUUCUGUCCUAAUAUCUGCAUCAGAGGUUGCUUCUGUAGAGCAGGAUAUGUAAAAGAUUCAAGUGGACGAUGUAUUUUACCUCAACAAUGUCCAGCAGCAUGCAGAGAAAAUGAAGAUUUUCAACAGUGCGGUCCUGCCUGUCCAGCCACAUGCGAUUCCAUUUCUCGUCCAACAGCUCCUUGUCCGCUGCCUUGUACUAGUGGAUGCUUUUGCAAACCAGGAUUUGUGAGAGGUCCUGAAGGAAGAUGCAUUUUACCAACAACCUGCCCUAUCAUAUGCGGGAAAGAUGAAGAAUUCAAGGAAUGUGGAACUGCUUGUCCCCUAACUUGCGCAAAUCGCACCCAACUUGGUGGUUGUCCAAACGUGUGUGUUAGAGGUUGCUUCUGCAGACCAGGUUUUGUGAGAGGUCCAAAUGGAAAGUGUGUUUUGCCUCAAACAUGCCCAGUAGUGUGCAAUCAAAAUGAAGAGUUUAAAGAGUGUGGUCCUGCUUGCCCGAUAACAUGCGAUACUUUAACACAUGCAAAUAUGCCGUGCUCUCUGCCUUGCACCAAAGGAUGUUUUUGCAAGCCUGGAUUUGUGAGGGGCCCUGACGGAAAAUGUAUUUUACCAGCUUUUUGCCCAGUAGUCUGUAGUGAAAAUGAAGAAUAUAAAGAAUGCGGUUCUGCAUGUCCGGUUACAUGCUCUAACAUCACGGAACAACGUUCAUGUCCAUUACCAUGCAGAAAAGGUUGCUUUUGCAAGGAAGGAUUUGUCCAAGAUCCAACAGGAAAAUGCGUCUUACCUCAAUCGUGUCCAGUUGUAUGCAAGCCAAAUGAGGAGUUUAAAGAAUGUGGCCCUUCAUGUCAAACCACUUGCGACAACCUCGGCGUCCCAGCUGGUCCUUGUCCACUCAUAUGCGAGAAAGGUUGCUUCUGCAAGCAAGGAUUCGUAAGGGACAAAAAUGGGAACUGUGUUCUACCCAGUUUGUGUCCCGUUGUGUGUGGCAUCAAUGAAGAAUUUAAAGAGUGCGGUUCAGCCUGUCCUUCCAAUUGCACCAAUCGCUUUCAAUCAUUAAUCUGCCCAGCUGUAUGCGUGAGAGGUUGCUUUUGUAGAGAUGGCUUUUUCAGAGAUCCUAGUGGAAAAUGUGUACGUCCUGACCAAUGCCCUGUAGUUUGUGGAGAAAAUGAAAUAUUUCAAAAAUGUGGUCCGUCCUGUCAACGUUCCUGCGACAAUCUUCUUCAGUCUCUUGGUGCUUGUGCCCUAAAAUGCGUUAAAGGAUGCUUCUGUAAACCUGGUUAUAUUCGAAAUAGAGAAGGAAAAUGCAUUUUGCCUGUUCUCUGUCCAAUUGUUUGUGAAGAAAACGAAGAGUUUAAAGAAUGUGGAACUGCCUGUCCAGCAACGUGUACCAAUCCAAAUCAACCACGAGACUGCCCAAAAAGUUGUAUGAAAGGGUGCUUCUGCAAAGAUGGGUUUGUCAGAGACUCAGCUGGGAAAUGCGUGCAUCCACAGUUUUGUCCAAUCGUAUGCAAUGAAAAUGAAGUAUUUAAAGAAUGUGGAACAGCUUGUCCUCAUACAUGUGACGAUUUAGGUAAACCCACAGCUGUCUGUACACUUCCAUGUGUUAAAGGAUGCUUCUGUAAACCUGGUUACAUAAAAAAUAGAGAAGGCAAAUGUAUACUUCCGAAUUUUUGCCCAGUCGUUUGUGGAGAAAACGAGGAGUUCAAAGAGUGUGGAACUGCUUGUCCAGCAACAUGUACCAACCCAAAUCAACCUCGAGACUGUCCAAAAACUUGUGUGAAAGGUUGCUUCUGCAGAGAUGGAUUUGUCAGAGACUCGACAGGAAAAUGUGUGCUACUUCAGUUUUGCCCAGUCAUAUGCCCGAAAAAUGAAGUAUUUCAAGAAUGUGGUACAGCCUGCCAGGACACAUGUGACGAUUUACAUAAACAUACAACUAUUUGUGCACUCAAAUGUAUCAAAGGAUGCUUCUGUAAACCUGGGUAUGUUAGAAAUAGAGAAGGCAACUGUAUACUCCCGAAUUUCUGUCCAAUCGUUUGUGGAGAAAAUGAAGAAUUCAAAGAAUGCGGCACAGCAUGCCCAGCCAAUUGCACUCAUCCUCAAGGACAACAGCUAUGCCCAGCCGUAUGUGUCAAAGGUUGCUUCUGUUUAGAUGGAUUUGUAAGAAAUUCUCAGGGAAAAUGUAUACGUCCUGAAUUAUGUCCUGUAGUUUGCAAAGAAAAUGAACAGUUUCAGGAAUGCGGCUCUGCUUGCCCCCUCACCUGUGACAACAUUGGUACAUCGAAUGUUCCUUGCCCACAACAAUGCGUUAAAGGGUGUUUCUGUAAACCUGGUUAUGUUAGAGAUAGAACUGGAAGAUGUAUAUUGCCUAAUUUUUGCCCAGUUGUUUGUGGAGUAAACGAAGAAUUUAAAGAAUGUGGUUCAGCCUGUCCUGCUAACUGCACCAAUCAUCUUCAACCGCAAAGAUUGUGUCCAGCAAUAUGCGUUAAAGGAUGUUUUUGUAAGAGCGGAUUUGUAAGAGAUUCAUCUGGAAAGUGUAUUCUGCCUACCAUGUGCCCAGUAGUUUGUAGACCAAACGAGGAGUUCAAAGAGUGCGGUCUUCCAUGUCAAAUAACUUGCGACAACCUCGGCAUUCCAGCUCUCCCUUGUCCACUUCAAUGCACAAAAGGCUGCUUCUGCAAACCAGGGUUUGUAAGAAAUAGAGAUGGAGAUUGUGUUCGACCUAGUUCGUGUCCAAUUGUUUGUGGAGAGAACGAGGAAUUCCAAAAGUGCGGUACCGCAUGUCCAGCAACUUGUAUCAGUGGAACAGAACAACGUCCCUGCCGUGCAAUUUGUGUUCGAGGCUGCUUCUGUAAACCAGGCUUUGUCAGGGAUCUAAGCGGCAACUGCGUACGACCUGAAUUGUGUCCAGCUGUUUGCAGGGAAAACGAAGAGUUUCAAGAAUGUGGUACAGCGUGUCCUGCCAACUGUACUAGUCCUUUACCACAGAGUCCAUGCCCUGCAAUAUGCGUUAGAAGCUGUUUCUGUAAACCAGGUUUUAUUAGAGACCCAACUGGAAGAUGCGUAAGGCCAGAACAGUGUCCAGUAGUGUGUGGAGAAAAUGAAGUUUUCCAAGAAUGUGGAACAGCAUGUCCUGCCAACUGCACCAGUCCAGUUACUAUGCGUCCAUGUCCUGCCAUUUGUGUGAGAGGGUGUUUCUGCAGGCCAGGUUUUAUCAGAGAUCCAUCUGGGAGGUGUGUGCGCCCUGAACAAUGUCCAUUAAUCUGUAGUGAGAAUGAAGAAUUCCAAGAAUGUGGUACAGCAUGCGCUGCGAAUUGUACUAAUCCUAAACCAACGCAUCCAUGCCCGGCUAUUUGCGUGAGAGGGUGUUUCUGUAGACCAGGCUUUAUCAGAGACCCAUCUGGAAGGUGUGUAAGACCAGAGCAGUGCCCAGUAGUUUGUGGUGAAAAUGAAUUAUUUCAAGAAUGCGGUACAUCUUGUCCUGCCAAAUGUCCUAAUCUACUACCACAGCUUCCAUGCCCAGAAAUGUGUGUGAGAGGUUGUUUUUGCAAACCAGGAUUUGUCAGAGAUCCAACUGGAAAAUGCGUAAGGCCAGAGCAGUGUCCAGUAGUCUGUGGUGAAAAUGAAGUGUUUCAAGAAUGCGGAACAGCUUGUCCUGCCAGUUGUUCAUCUCCUGUACCACAACGUGCAUGUCCGGCAAUCUGUGUGAGAGGAUGUUUCUGCAAACCAGGUUUUAUCAGAGAUUCAUCUGGAAGAUGCGUGAGGCCAGAGCAAUGUCCGUUAGUUUGUUCUGAGAACGAAGAGUUUCAAGAAUGUGGUACGGCUUGUCCUGCCAAUUGUACGAAUCCGAUACCACAAGGUGGAUGCCCGCAAAUUUGUGUGAGGGGUUGCUUUUGUAGGGCAGGCUUUAUUCGAGAUCCCACUGGAAAAUGCAUACGGCCAGAAUCGUGCCCAGUUAUUUGCGGUGACAAUGAAGAAUUUAAAGAAUGUGGUACAGCUUGCCCAACGGAUUGCACUAAUCCUAUUCCCAAGAAUCCAUGUCCACCAAUAUGCGUCAAAGGUUGCUUUUGUAAACCAGGAUUUAUUAGACAUCCAAAUGGAAAAUGCGUUCGUCCGGAGAGUUGUCCUGUUGUUUGUCGAGAAAAUGAAGAUUAUCAACAAUGUGGUUCUGCUUGCCCAGUUACUUGCGAAAACUUUACAAAUCCUCGUCCAUGUUCAUUUCCUUGCAUCAGCGGCUGUUUUUGUAGGCCUGGCUUUGUCAGAGGUCCUGAUGGAAGAUGCAUAACUCCGCAUCUUUGUCCGCUUGACUGUUCCAAACCAAAUGAAGAAUACCGUGAAUGUGGUCCUCCAUGUAUUAAAACAUGUGGUCGAAUCGAUCCCCGAAGAAGAUGUGAUACCAUUUGUAUUAAAGGAUGCUUCUGCAAAGAAGGAUUUAUCAGGGAUAUAGAUGGAAAUUGCAUCAGACCAUCAGAAUGUCCAACAGAGCCUCAACAAUGUCCACCUGGAGAAAUAUUUCAUGCCUGUAUGCCGACAUGUGGAGGAACUUGCGAUACCCUGGAUGCCGAAAUUCUGCGAAAGUGCAAUAAAGUGUGUCGACCAGGAUGUUUCUGUCAAAUAGGAUACGUUAAAACAAGGGACGGUCAAUGUGUGCUACCAAAGCAGUGCCCACGACCAUUUGAAGGUCGCCACAUUGACGGUUAUAAGGAGGAAGCAACAGUUAUCUCUGUACUUACUGAAGUACCAAAAGAAGAAACAACUCCUGAAAUAUCGACGCAGCAAAAUGAGCUUUCGACAGAAAAAACGACUUUAGAAUCAGGCACUUCUGAAAUAACCACAACGGUCCUACUUACUACACAGCCUGAUGCAACUGGAUCUGAAAUAGCAGUAAAAGCGCAAAUAACAACUGUUUCAGAGUUAUUACAGAAUCAAGCUAUUUCAACAGUUCAAAGUACUGCUCCAACAACUAAUUCUGAAAUAACUUCUCUACCAACAACACAAAGUGAGCCGACAAAUCCAGUAAUUUCUAGUCGGGAUGGAUCUUCCGCGACACCUUUAGUGACCGAAGCAGUUGAAAUUUCAUCUGUUGCAUCUGAAAAACUAACAGUCUCAGAUAAUACACCAAGUAUAACGAGAGAGAUACCAGUACCAGUCACUACACCACUUGUAUACUAAACUGUAAAUUUUAUACAGUAACAGCUAUAUGAACUGAAAUGUGAAUGUAAAUUAAUUUUUGGCGUAAUUUAAAGAAAUUUCGUAAUAAAGAAGUAACUGAAUAAAAGAGAUCAAAUCAUAUGGGAUCUUUAAUAUUUAAAUAAACAUUAUCAAGAAACGUGAGAAAACAUGUAACAAAAUAGUUGGAAAUAAAAUUCUUGCCCAAUUAAUUCUAAAAUAUUAUAAUAUUUUAUAAUUUGAAAAGAUUCAUGAUAUUACAUUUUGUAUUUUAAACUGAUCCUUUCGUUAUAAAUAUUUUCAAUGAAUGUUUUUUAAACCCACGUCAGCCCACUCACCUCGAAAACUCUAGAGUGUUUUAAGAAUGGAUAUGGAAAAAAACACAGAAUCGAUAAAUGUUUAUAUAAGCUCCCCUUAUUAAUUGCUUAUCAUGGGUAUACAUUCCCUAUUAAUCAUGAGUACAUCAUGGAUAUACAUUGUAUAAUACAUCACGAUGUUGUUCUACAUUCGGAAUGCCAAACAGUAUCGUGAAGAAUCGAAAUAAGGUUGUUCCUUGCCUACAAUCCUUGCCAUUUCUUAUAGCAAAAAAUAUUCCCCUGAUACUGAUGGAUAAAACAUAUAUUUAGUGAUCAAAUUAUAUCUAAGAUCAGUUAAAACAACUUCUUGAAAAUGCGAAAUAAUUGUUAUUAGAAAAGCACCAAGCCGAAGCCAAAAUUUUCACAUCACGUGUUAUCGAUCACUAUAUAAAUGAUAUUUCUUUGUGUAUUACCAUUUUUAUUGUA
Argiope bruennichi is the source of this 8588-nucleotide messenger RNA. Its product is annotated as zonadhesin-like. The transcript is spliced from 43 exons. Lineage: Eukaryota; Metazoa; Arthropoda; Arachnida; Araneae; Araneidae. The record is from RefSeq and is a predicted model, not a curated record. The coding region runs from base 112 to 7809 and encodes 2565 amino acids.